This is a messenger RNA of Coregonus sp. 'balchen', 943 nucleotides long. The record is from the annotation of a GenBank genome assembly. NCBI's taxonomy places the organism in Eukaryota, Metazoa, Chordata, Actinopteri, Salmoniformes, Salmonidae.
CAGGUUAUUGCCACCCACCACUAUGAUGUGCUUGUUGAAAUUAACUGGAGUAUCCCUCAUCCUGUCCAUUCUUCUGUACAUCGCAGACUCUUAUCCAAACAGUGACAUGACAAACAGUAAGUUUUACAUUACUUUGAAUGUACUGUUUUUGUUAAUGGUAUACAUGUUCUGGAAACAAAAUGACCAGUGAGUUGUUCUUGGAGUAGGUUGUCAUUAGAGAGAAUAUAAAUUGGUACAUGACCUCCUUACUCCCAAAGUGUGUGCUUACAAGGAAGAGAGACAACACAUUGGUGUUGCAUGGUGCAUCAAGUUUACAGAUCAGACUGUUCAAUAGAUUUUCUAUUAAUGUAUUGUUUUAUUAUCUUUACAGUGGGCUGUGAGGAAUGCAAACUGAAGGAGAACAAAGUCUUCUCAAACCCGGGUGCCCCUGUCUACCAGUGUACAGGCUGCUGCUUCUCCAGAGCUUAUCCAACCCCACUAAGGUCCAAGAAAACCAUGGUGGUCCCAAAGAACAUCACCUCUGAAGCCACAUGCUGCGUUGCAAAAGAAGGGAAAAGGGUAAGACAAUGAUGAACUAUUUAGGUAAAGGAGUUGGGAUUGAUAUCUUCAGCUACAUAAAGUUUGAUCAUCUGACAUGACGACAUUCCUAGUAUCACAUAACAUCUAAACGUAAUAUUAAAGAACAACUUGAAUUUACCGAAUGUGUUUUUUAAAACCAUCUCACUUUCUCUUGAUUCUCUCUCUCCUCUCAGGUGGUGGUCGACAACAUCAAGCUGACGAACCACACAGAGUGUCACUGCAGCACUUGUUAUCACCAUAAGUCAUAAACUCUCUGUGAGGGCUGGAAAUCUCCUUGUCGCAGAAGUAAAAGCUUGGCAACAGAUACUAUAUAUUUUGCACAACUUAUUCCUGAAAUUCCUUGUGUUUUAAAAGCCCAGUGCAG